Messenger RNA from Alnus glutinosa, 2263 nucleotides. Its product is annotated as sugar transporter ERD6-like 6. NCBI's taxonomy places the organism in Eukaryota, Viridiplantae, Streptophyta, Magnoliopsida, Fagales, Betulaceae. Gene Ontology annotation, molecular function: sugar transmembrane transporter activity. The coding region runs from base 486 to 1985 and encodes 499 amino acids. Gene Ontology annotation, biological process: carbohydrate transport; transmembrane transport. The transcript is spliced from 18 exons. Gene Ontology annotation, cellular component: membrane. The record is from RefSeq and is a predicted model, not a curated record.
UCAUUUUUUGCAAUACUAUCUGAAAUGCAAAGUAAAAGAAAAAAAAAAACCAGAUGAAACAGAAUUUGUCGGAUUGAAUCUGUGGCUCAAUUGCAUUGAAUGAAAACAGAGUUUACAAAAAGUAAAUAUAUUACAACUCUCUGUUAGUGUUAAGAGUAAGGGUUAUCCAUGACGAGAACGAUGGGGAAUACUUUGAAAUUGUAUGUGGUGGGAGAGGAUGGGGAGAAAAUGUGGUCGUUGGGAGUGUAAGGCUCCCAUUAAAGGUGAAUAGCCAAUUUUUGCGACGGGUAAGUGAUAAGCCUCAUGCAGUUUGUGUUCCAAUCCCGGUUUAAAGCCCCUGCCGCCUGCCACCACGCAUGAUUUCACAAUUCGAGUAGUGGAUAGUUCUUGAUUGUUCUGCUUCCUUUCUCUGUGACAUUUCAACAAACAAGUACAGGUACGACUCCCAGGACCAUCUGGAUUUAGCGUAGACAGGUGAGGUGGCAAUGAGUUUCAGGGACGAAUCCGAGGAGCUGAAUAAGCCGCUCCUACACACGGGGAGCUGGUAUAGAAUGGGCUCGGGCCAGUCCAGCAUCAUGAGCUCGAGGCAGGCCAGCAUCAUGGGCCCCUCGGCCCAGACCAUCCGCGACCGCUCCGUCUCCGUCGUGCUCUGCGUCCUCAUCGUCGCCCUGGGCCCCAUCCAAUUCGGCUUCACCUGUGGGUAUACGGCCCCUACGCAAGCUGAAAUGAUUGACGACUUGGAACUUUCCCUCUCACAGUUCUCUCUAUUUGGGUCUAUAGUGAAUGUGGGUGCAAUGGUUGGGGCGAUUGCGAGUGGUCACAUUGCAGAUUACUUUGGGCGCAAAGGGUCCCUUGUGAUCGCUGCAAUUCCUAAUAUAAUUGGAUGGCUAGCAAUAUCGUUUGCCCCAGAUUCGUCACUUUUAUACGUGGGAAGGUUGUUGGGAGGAUUUGGCGUUGGUAUAAUAUCUUACACGGUACCAGUAUAUAUAGCUGAGAUUUCACCUCAAAACACGAGGGGAAGCCUUGGAUCUGUGAACCAGCUCUCAGUGACAAUUGGAACAAUGCUUGCUUAUCUUUUGGGGAUGUUUGUCAACUGGAGAGUGCUUGCAAUUUUAGGAAUUUUGCCAUGUGCAGUAUUGACACCUGGUUUACUUUUCAUACCAGAAUCUCCUCGAUGGCUGGCCAGAAUGGGGAGGACAGAAGAUUUUGAAGCCUCAUUGCAAGUGUUACGGGGUUUCGGUACAGACAUUUCAAUUGAAGUGAAUGAAAUCAAGAGAUCUGUAGCAUCAACAAGCAAAGGAACUACAAUAAAGUUUUCAGAUCUCAAGAGAAAGAGAAAUUGGUUUCCUUUAACGAUAGGGAUUGGAUUGCUUGUGCUCCGGCAAUUUAGUGGUAUCAACGGCGUUUUAUUCUAUUCAAGUAGCAUCUUUGAAACUGCAGGGGUAUCAUCAAGUAAUGCAGCAACUUUUGGACUUGGUGUUGUUCAGGUUAUUGGUACUGGGAUCUCUACUUGGUUGGCGGACAAAGCUGGGCGCAGGCUGCUUCUUAUUGUAUCAUCGUCUGGAAUGACUCUUAGCCUCUUCCUUGUUGCAAUUGCUUUUUAUCUAGAGGGCGUUGUAUCAGAAGAUUCUAAUUUAUAUACCAUGUUUGCUUUACUGUCAGUCGUGGGGCUUGUGUUGUUAGUGAUUACAUUCUCUGUGGGAAUUGGACCUCUUGCUUGGGUUAUAAUGUCAGAGAUACUUCCGGUGAAUAUUAAGGUCCUUGCUGGCAGCAUAGCAACAUCGGCAAAUUGGCUGACAACCUGGGUGGUCACAUUGACUGCAAACUUACUCUUGAGUUGGAACAGUGGAGGUACCUUCACAAUUUACGCCUCUGUCUCUGCUUUUACUCUUAUCUUCGUGACACUUUGGGUUCCUGAAACUAAAGGCAAAACUAUGGAAGAGAUUCAGCGGUCAAGCAUGUAUUCGUCUGGGCACAGUUUCUGAAGUGAAUAUCAUGCAGGAAGCAUCACGUAUAGGUGCAGUUACACAAAUCGUGUCCAUAAUUACUCUUUAGGCUGCCUGUAAAAUUAUGCAUAUGCCUACGCGUACGGUAUGUUUGUGGUCUUUCCAUCAUAAUUUAUAAAAUUAUUUUAUGUAGGUUAAUAAAUGGUUGUUGCCCUAGGGUUUAGUCCGAGUCUAUUUACGCAUGCAUUGUACUCCUAUACUGACUUAAUUUGAUUGAAUAUAAUUAUGAGAAAGUGAUUUUCUCUUUCUCUUUCUUU